GUCCCCAGGCACACGAUGCUACAGUCUCUCAAGUCCAAGAACAUCUUAGUAGCCGGGAGUCGGCUGAGGUAGUUCUUCUGGAAGGUGUCUCUCACUGUCCACUCAACUAUGUCGUCUCGCAAUCAGGUAGCUCUGGUGACCGGGGGUAACAGGGGCAUCGGCUUCGCCAUCACGCGUGACCUCUGUCGGAAGUUCUCGGGGGACGUGGUGCUCACGGCACGGGACGAGGCGCCGGGCCAGGCGGCGGUUCAGCAGCUGCAGGCGGAGGGCCUGAGCCCGCGCUUCCACCAGCUGGACAUCGAUGACCCGCAGAGCAUCCGCGCCCUGCGCGACUUUCUGCUUGAGGAGUACGGGGGACUGGACGUGCUGGUCAACAACGCAGGCAUUAGCACCUGGCCCAAGAAUAAGCCACCAAGAAGAGAUGACUUCUUCAAGGACACCCAGCAAGGUCUGUCUGCUCUUGGCCUGGCAGUGCAGCGGGAUGGGGGGGGGAGCACCUUUGGCUUGUGGAGGUCUCAAGAGGUUCCUCGAGAGGAGCAAGAACAAAUAAAUAUUCCAGUGUUAUAGGGUGCCUGAGGAGAA
This is a messenger RNA of Peromyscus maniculatus bairdii (prairie deer mouse), 582 nucleotides long. NCBI's taxonomy places the organism in Eukaryota, Metazoa, Chordata, Mammalia, Rodentia, Cricetidae. The record is from RefSeq and is a predicted model, not a curated record.